GGGGGUAACCCAAUUGUUCAGUUCUCGUUCGGUUCGCUUCGGGGCUGGAUAGUGGCUCUUCACAUCCAGAUUUUAUUCCAAAUUAACCAACUAAAUUUUCCGGCCCUAAAAUUCUUUUAGUAUUUGGAUAGGCUCCAAAAUUUUCACAGUCACAAAAUGGCCUUUCAUAUGAAUCCGAACCUGACUCGGGCACUCCUCCGGUCUCCGCGCGUUCACAGCGCCGUUAGCAAGUAUGUGCGCUACAAGUCUGGUUGCGAAAAGGGCCAGGGUGAGGAGAAGUGCAAGAAAAUGACAAAGUUCCCCUGUGGCAAGCCAGAUAUUAUGUCAAAGCCGGAGAAGAAGUCCAAGACUUACAAGCAAACGUCGAUGUGGCUGAACCCAUUCUGUGAGCCAGACGAUCCUCACUGCCCUUUCAAUCCGCGCUUCGACGACAUCUAUUACGUGGAGUCGGACAAAGCCAAACGGAAGUACUGGCAGACCUGGGUGGCCUGCCCGCCAAUCCAGAUCAAGCCGAAGAAGAUCUGCUGCUUCGCCAAUGCAAAGCGUGCGCCGGCCAAGCGGCGAAAGCCCUCUGCAAAGCCGGUAACUGCCUGCGAACAGAAAUGUCCCGAGAAGUCCUAUGCUGAUUGCCCAAGACUUGCGCGGCGCUGUCAUCGCGAUGGCCGCAGUCCGCCCUCCUGCAAGCCCGAUCGUGGCCCCGCAAACUGUGUGAAGCCACUGACUCCUUACCCAUCUUUCUCGGAGUGCAAGCAUCCCAAGAUCCGGCCUCUGCCAAAUGUGGAGUGCUUGUGCCUGAAAACGCCAAUGAUGUGCGAAGUCUGGGAGCAAUACAGGCUGGAUGCAAUCCGAAAGUCGAAGAAGUGAUCUACAAGCCCACAGCAUAUGAAGCAAAUAACAUUUAUUUUCGGUAAAUAAAUCCAUUCCCGAGUGCUUACAAUCAGACCAUCAGAACGGAUUCUUGGCCAUGUUUGUGACGAGAAUCCAUAGCAACGGAUUGCAGUCGCUGUAGGUCCUUUCGCAAUCGGCUCCGCCACGUCCAGCAUCGCGGGCAUGCAGAUACUUUUCGGCCACAUUAUCCAAGCUUGGUCUUCAAAUUUACUCUAAUUAGUCUGUAAAUCUUGCCGUGAAUAAAAAUUGUACUUACACCAA
Molecule: messenger RNA, 1149 nt
Organism: Drosophila serrata
Lineage: Eukaryota; Metazoa; Arthropoda; Insecta; Diptera; Drosophilidae
Source: RefSeq, a predicted model, not a curated record